AUGGACCCAAACAAGAACAGAACACAGAUGGUCUACGACGAAUUGGGACAAAAUGGCCCUCUGUCUAGAUUUGGUAAGGAUGACGAGAAGCAGGGUGGCUCGACGCAGGAUGUUACUGCUGUCCUUCCCAGCGAACGCCUUGUCUCGCUCAUCCAAGAUCCUCACCACCAUAGUGUGACAGUGUUCUUAGAAAAGCAAGCUUUCGACAGCUAUCCUACAGGAGGAGAGUGA
Molecule: messenger RNA, 231 nt
Organism: Fusarium subglutinans
Lineage: Eukaryota; Fungi; Ascomycota; Sordariomycetes; Hypocreales; Nectriaceae
Exons: 1
Coding region: 1-231 (76 amino acids)
Source: RefSeq, a predicted model, not a curated record